AUGAGUUCAUCGAAGAGAAUUAGCUCCGAGAGACGACGCCUCGUCGAGGAAUUGCAUGCAUCUGCUCGAAGACAUUUUCCACGAAGACGUGUUGUAAUCAAAGGAUUCGAUGACUUGUGGCAAGCGGAUAUCGUCGAGAUGCGUCCGUAUUCGAAUAUUAACAGAGGUCAUCAUUAUAUACUUACCAUGAUCGAUGCGCUGAGCAAAUUCGCAUGGGCAGUAGGGAUGAAGAGUAAGAGCGGAAAAGAGACGGCUGACGUCAUCGCCGAGAUAAUUCGGAAGAGCGGAAGAUGUCCACGCAACUUGCAAACGGAUAUGGGCAAAGAGUUUUACAACGCCGAUGUGCAGAAACUCUUGAGAAAACACCAUAUUAAUCAUUAUUCCACAACUUUGAAGGAGAAGAUGUGGAAGAUGUUUACGUUGCAAGGAUCUUACAAGUGGGUCGACGAGCUACCGCGUCUGGUUUCCGAAUACAACGACACGCUGCAUAAAACGAUAGGCAUGCGACCUGUGGAUGUAACGCCGGCGUCGGCUAAAAAGCUGUUGAACACCGUGUAUAGUCACGUUAAGAUCGCUGCUCCUGCAAAAGUCAAGGUCGGAGCUAAGAAGGCAGAGAAAGAGAAAAAAGAGGAAGAGGGACAGCAAGAACUGGCGGAGGAGGAAGUGGAGGAGAAAGAAGAGGUGGAGGAGGAGGAGGAAGAACUGCUUACCGAAUGUCGAGAAAAUUACAAUAUGAUAAAAUAUCUCAGACAUAUUCUUCCUGAAAAUAUAUCAAGAGACAAUAUGUAUAUAUAUUGA
Molecule: messenger RNA, 798 nt
Organism: Solenopsis invicta (red fire ant)
Lineage: Eukaryota; Metazoa; Arthropoda; Insecta; Hymenoptera; Formicidae
Exons: 3
Coding region: 1-798 (265 amino acids)
Biological process (GO): DNA integration
Molecular function (GO): nucleic acid binding
Source: RefSeq, a predicted model, not a curated record